CAUAAGCCUUUUAGGACAGCAAAGUUGAAGCCGUUUGUUCCACAACUCGACUGUCUUUUAUUUCUUCUGCAUACCUGCAGCUUGAAGAGUUGCUGUCAAAGUGCAUCAGAGCACGGAAGUAACUGCAGCGGUCUAUAGAGGAAGUAUGUCGCUCUCUUUGCGUUUGGCAUGUCUGCUCCUGACUGCUUUCUGUGCCAGCGUUUGCCUCGCCAAACCUGCUCCAUUCAACGUGUCCAUGGAGGGUAGCGGUGACGAACCCGAACUCAUCUUCCCCAUCGCUCGAACCACCCAUGUUCCCCCAUCCCCAUCUCCAUCUCCAAACAUCACAACCACUUUCAUCCGCAUCAAAGACUUCAUCUUCAACCAGGUGGUGGAUUUCCUGAAGGAGAACUUGCUGCUCAUUAUUGUGGUGACUGCGCUGCUGAUCGUCAUCAUCUUCAUUGUCUGCUGCGCCUCAGCUAUGAGUCACAAACGCAAACUUGAGGCCUAUUAUCCUCCAAAAACCUACGCUCCCAGAAAAUACAUCGACCAACCGAGUAAAGCUAUGGGGCAACCUCAUAACCAGGAUGGCAAGAUAACCACUGCAAAGACUCUGCGAGAACCUACGAAAGCACUGGUGGGGGAGAAGGAUGGAAAAGAGCCACGUGCCAAGCCAAAAGAGGUCCAAAAGGUGGAGGAUGUUGAAGUGGUGGAGAUGCAGAAAGAUGAGCCCAAGAAGAAAGAGGAGCCUCUGCCAACCACCUCAAACAGUCAACCACUGGUCUGUACAUGCCAUCUUAGAAAGGCCAAUCACAGCACAGCAUGAGGGCGUUUACUGCAACCAUUGACCAUCAUUCCAAAUGUUUUCUACUAUUAGAUAUCAAGAUUCAUGAAUCUUUUGGUAGAUGUGAAGCCCUCACUCGCUUUGUCAGUGAGUAUGUUUCAACUCUAUGCACCACCCGUCAACGUGAUUUUGCCAAGUUAGACCGGUCUACAAAAAAAUCUUAAGUGACACACAUGACAAAAAUGAAUAUAAUUUGUAUUGUCGUCAUUUAAAAUGCAGUAAAUGUUUAAACAUUUAUUUGACUUCCAUGGACUUCUUUUAUGAAAACCGCAUUUUAGCCAAAUCUCAAAACUGUCCUAUGGUGUAGAAAAAACGUAAAAUCCUUCAUAUAUAAAUACCUCAGGUCUAAUUUUACAAGUGGCUAUUUUCAUAAUUAUCAAUCCUUUUUUUUUUGCUCAUAUAUUUCUAAAAACAUUGAAACCAUGUCCUCUGGUGUUACACUAUGCUAAUUUAAAUCAGCAAUUCUUCUGAAAACUUUUAUUAGUUAAAGUACCCCUUUCAAGUUCAUGUGACUGAAGUCGCCUGUGAAGUCAAAAUUAUGUUUUGUUGUCCCUUUUCAACAAGCCUGAAAGGUAAUGGAUAAAACAUUAUAUUAUUCAUAAUUUCAUCAUUUACAUCGUAGAAAUGUGUCCAACAAUGAAGAUAAAUUGCUCUCACAUUAUUUGUGUAUUAUUAAGUGUUGUUUUUCUUAAUUUUUGCUGUCACACCAUAACAAAUUUUAUGGUACAAUUCAGUAAAAAAAGAAUUGAUAAAGUCAGUGACCGCUUUAUAUUUUCUCAAACAUCAGACUUCAAACUACAAAAAAUCUAUUAAAAAAUCAAUGGUGCUUUACAAAAAAAAGGAUUUUUUUUACCAUCUAUUUGUCGUCUACCCACAUUCCUGUCUAAUAAUAUGAUCUUAAUCCAGCCUGAUCUCAUGAGGAAACGUAACUAUUUUGCGUUUUUUCAGUUUAGUGGCUAAUUCUUAUGAGUUCAGCCGUACAAAAUUUACAAUUUUGAGAAAAAGGUGGCGGGGCAAAACCCAACUGUCAUUGGGGGAUGACCAAAUCAAAAUAAAUUGUAUGAAUGAGAAUUUAUACGAAUUAGCUAAAUCAAACUAAAUCAAAAAGUUACAAAUUUGCCGUGAGAUUGUGUUGUCCUAAACCUGUUCCCAUCCAAACCACAAUUUAUCCCUAAAAUCAGAGAUAAAUGAUAGGUGAAUAAGAACAGUGUACAAGCCCAUGUUGUAAGACUAAACUUGGCAUUAAGUAUCACUAAAAUUUAUUGGUUGAUUGGAAUGUUGAUCCAGCACAAUGUUCUACUUGGUGAAAUCAUGUUAACCUUGUAGGCCCUAUCAGAGGAAGAGUGGAAAUAAAAUGUUUGUGAAUGCUUGUCUUAAUUACUGUUUCUUUUAAUCUUUGUGGUGUAAUGGUGUAUUAGACCAAAUUGCUACUUGACAGUUCUAAUGUUCAUAUGGAAAAUAAAAAGGUGUAGGCAACAAUCCAAAACUUGAAAUUAUAAUUUUGUGAAUCACGUUCUGAGAGUUCAAUGUCAUUUCAAACUGUUCCUUCACAUUCACAUUCCUUCAAGUUGUUUUACAAAUGAAAUAUGCAUGAUAAUCUAUAAAUUAUGUUGUUUUCUGAAGCUGUUGUCUGGUUUUGUACUUGCUUUGUUAUUUCUAUCUUAAUUUCAUGACUUUCUUCAGUAUUGUUUUUAUCAGGUUUAAGUGAUUUUGUCUUAUGAAUAAAUGCUCAAAAAACCUGUCCUGCUCAGUUGCGUGCAUAUAUGUUUGUGUAUGUGAUGAUAAAGUUGUAAGAAAUGUGAUUAUUU
Molecule: messenger RNA, 2631 nt
Organism: Danio aesculapii
Lineage: Eukaryota; Metazoa; Chordata; Actinopteri; Cypriniformes; Danionidae
Gene: tmem119a
Product: transmembrane protein 119a
Exons: 2
Coding region: 146-805 (219 amino acids)
Biological process (GO): positive regulation of osteoblast differentiation; positive regulation of osteoblast proliferation; positive regulation of bone mineralization
Cellular component (GO): plasma membrane
Source: RefSeq, a predicted model, not a curated record